Molecule: messenger RNA, 1677 nt
Organism: Phytophthora infestans T30-4
Lineage: Eukaryota; Oomycota; Peronosporomycetes; Peronosporales; Peronosporaceae
Product: GTP-binding protein, putative
Exons: 3
Coding region: 1-1677 (558 amino acids)
Biological process (GO): translational elongation
Molecular function (GO): translation elongation factor activity; GTPase activity; GTP binding
Source: RefSeq, a predicted model, not a curated record
AUGGCAACACUUGCGGACGUCGGGCUGGUGGCCUUGCGCCGCCAGGUACACGCCGAAUACGCCUCCCCAGCUCCCCUUGAGAGAUUCGAGCGCCUACCCGACGAGGUGGAGAAGGGCAACGUCGAGUAUAAGCAGCAACUGCUGGAGCCGUCACCCGACCGUCUACGCCAACUGACAACACAGAUGCAUUGGCGUCUUAACGAAGGCAGAGGUACCGCCUUCUACGAGGUUGGUGUAAAGGAAAAUGGAGAGGUACUAGGCCUCGCAGAGGACGUCAUGCUGCGCUCCCUGGGGACACUAGCGCGCAUGUGCCGUGUGGUUAAUGCAGAGAUGUCGCUGUCAAGAUUCCGUGCGGGACGUGAUGCUAGCCACAAGGCAGUCAGGAUCCAGGUCACGAGGGUGCUGCAACACAACGCCACUAAGAGACUUCGAGUAUCUUUGAUCGGAGAUUUUGAGAGCGGCAAGUCAACGCUGGUGGGGGUACUGACACGCGGAUGUCUGGACGACGGAGCUGGUCUAGCCAGGAUGCAGGUGUGUCGCCAUCGUCACGAGCUUGAAAAUGGGUGCACUUCUAGUGUCAGCGAGCACACGAUCGCUGUGGCUGCAGAUGGACACUUCCGUUGUACUGAGCUCCCCACUUGCAACUUUGGCGACAAUGACGAAGAUACAGAGACGGAAAAGCCCAGAAAACAACAGGAAAGCUUUAUCACUCUAAGUGACCUAGCAGGACACAAGAAAUACCUGAAGAGUACAGCGUCAGGACUGGCAGGACAGUUCCCAGACUAUGCCAUGCUUGUGGUCGACGCUGUCCGUGGCGUCCGAGACAUGACACGUGAACAUCUCAAAAUCGCUACUGCACUUAAUGUAGCCAUCUUCGUGGUAGUAACCAAGACGGAUCUCGUGACGGACGAGCGGAUACAGCAGUGUCUCGUCGAGGUCGCAGACCUCCUGAAGGCUACAGUACCGGUUUUCCAGAUCUCGAACGUAGACGGCAUUGGUCUGGACGUGUUGCAAGCGUAUCUGGCCAUGCUGGAGCCGGAGCGCUUGUGGGCUACUAAAGCCAAGACGCCAGCGGAGUUCCAGGUUACUCAAGCGUACGAUAUUGAAGAUGCAGGCACCACUGUGACUGGACUUGUCCAUGCUGGCACGCUGUGCGUGGGGGAGCAGAUGCUGCUCGGACCUGAUGCUGAUGGUCAGUUUUGCGAGGUAGCAGUCGAGAGCAUUGAAGUGCAACACAAGGCAGCACAAAGUCUAAGCGCUGGUGAGACUGGAGCUGUGCUGAUUCGCUUUCUGGCCACUGCUCCGCCUCUCUAUCGUCUCAGAAAAGGCACCAUGCUCGUACAUCCGAGUGUUCGACCGAUGGCUACACGUCAAUUUGACGCCGAGUUGCACUUUUUACCGGAUGCACGCGCGUUUCGCGAGAACUUCGAGGCCGUAAUUCAUACAGGUCAAGUACGACAAAUGGCCAAGAUCGUGCGACUGACUAGCUCCAGUCCAACCAAACUGCAGCCUGCUACUACAAUGUGCCGCUUCGAGUUCAUGUACUGGCCGGAAUAUAUCCGUCCAGACUUGCCACUAGUACUACGUGAAGGGAAAACGCAAGCUGUGGGUCGGGUAGUGCGCGCUGUGCCUAUUUUCCACAAGGAACAGCAAGUAACUCGAGUGCCAUCCUGCUAA